AUGAAGACUCCAAGCUGCCUUAGCGUCGAGAUGACGUGUCAGGUGGAGAGUGCUCUGCAGACAAGAUGUCGAGGACUCUGCGGACAGCAUGUCUUGGACUCCGAGGUACUUUUAGUGGAGGGCUUCGAGGUGCCUUUAGUGGACUCUGAGGUACUCUUAGUGGAGGCCUCCGAGGUAGCUUUAGUGGAGGGCUCCGAGGUACGUUUAGUGGAGGGCUUUGAGGUACCCUUAGUGGACUCCGAGGUUCCCUUAGUGGAGGGCUUUGAGGUACCCUUAGUGGAGGGCUCCGAGGUGCCUUUAGUGGACUUUGAGGUACCCUUAGUGGAGGGCUCUGAGGUACCUUUAGUGGAGGGCUCCAAGGUUCUUGGGUUGGCAGAGAAAAAGAUGGAGCAUAGGGUAGAUUUGUUUUACAAGCUAUGCAGUUUGAAGAAAUUCAAUUGCUUGCUAUUCUCAUAG
Molecule: messenger RNA, 456 nt
Organism: Ilex paraguariensis (yerba mate)
Lineage: Eukaryota; Viridiplantae; Streptophyta; Magnoliopsida; Aquifoliales; Aquifoliaceae
Source: the annotation of a GenBank genome assembly